AUGCCCGCCCCCGGGGUGGUGAGGAACGUCUGCUUUCGGAUAAGCAUCGUGGGGGCAGCGAACAGCGGCAAGUCGUCCCUUCACAACAGACUGAUGAGGAGACUUAGCGCCAACUACAAACCAUCGCUGGUUCAUCAGGAGCCAAAUUACUCGAUUGACACUAAUGAAAGUCCAUUCCGAGUGGAAAAUACAAAAUGUGUAAUCGCGGACACACUGGGGAUGAACGAACAAAUGAUGAGGAGGAUGCAACUGUUAAAGCACAGUAAGUACGAAGGACAUGUCCAGUGUAACAACCUCAUCAGUCAAUAUCUUCACGGCAUCCGAAGCAGCCACUUGAUUUUUUUCUGCGUGAAAUGCUCCCAAGUUCGAGAGAGUGACAUCUUAGCGUAUCAGAUUGUGCGGGACAUUUUCACGCAGAGCGAAAAUCUGAUUACUGUGCUGGUGGACGAGAGUAUCCUACGGAAUGGCGGGGGUGGGGUGGAGGAUGACGUGGGAACAAGCCAGGGGAGGUACAAUUUUUUACACGCCUUUGAGUACUUCAGCAAUGUCGUUUUUUUUCCAAAUGGGUUGGUCUGGCAAGACCAAGGAGAGGAUUUGGUGGACCUCAUACGGAGGAAGGUCAGAGAGGAAGUGAGUCGACAACUGGAUGAGGGGGAUACCCACGCGGGGGUGGAUCAUAAGGAAGCCCCCAUAGACGAAGACGCUACAGUGGAACACCCCCCAGGGGACCCUACGAAUAACUACACAAACGAUGAAGUACGCGACCUGGUGGACGAAAGCCUCCGCAUCUUCCGGCCCAAGCUCAGCGAAGAAACGAGGAAUUAUUUUUAUAAAUAUGUGGACCUCAGGAAAAAGGAGAAAUCGGAUGAGCGGCUGUUUAACGAUUUUCUCAGCGAAAGGGUUUUAGGGAAGUCGCUCAAGAGGCUGACGAGGGGGGAGCUGCUCGCGCGGGGGGGGGAAGCGGGGUCAGAAGAGGAAGAAGCGGCCGUCAACACCACUUCCAGCACCCCUGCCAACACCCCUGCCAACACCGCUUCGAACAACGCUGUCCAUGGAGGCGCCCCGCUGAGAGACUACUUCGACAAGAUGCAGGGCGACUUCGAGCGGAAAAGGACAGUCGCCGCGAAGGUGAAGAACAAGCGAAUGAGGCUUUUGCGGGCCAUCGUGGGCGGACAGGGGGGGGUCAACCCCUACGAAUUGUUGAAGCUCACUGGCGCGGGGGAAGCCACCCCUGUUGGGGAAGUCACUGUUGGGGAAGUCACUGUUGGGGAAGUCGCUGUUGGGGAAGUCACUGAUGUUGAAGCUGCUAACCACAUUGGAGCCGCUAACCACGUUGAAGCCGCUACCCCUAAGGGAGGUGCCACCCCUGAGGAAGCCCACACCCACCUGCAGGUCUGCUUCCUCGGAGAAAGGAACUCCGGGAAAACGACGCUGAUAGAGGCCAUCCUGAGAAGGCCCAUCGUGCGCGACCAGGACGUGAUGGAGCUCUUCGGGAGGAAAAAAUACAUCAACAAAGACUUGAUCAUACAACACAAAAAUGUGCAAAUAACAGUUGCAGACACGUGCAGCUUGACGAAGCAACACAGGUUCAAAGGAGAGGAUACCUACCACGAUGAGGAGAAACAAGUAUUCACCAAUGUGGAGAGGAGCGACCUGUGUGUUUACGUAAAGGAAGCCAAAGAAAACACCAUAAGCGUAAGUAAGGAGGACAAAAAAAUGAUGUUUUACCUACUGAGGAAGAAGAAGAAUAUUAUCGUUGUAGUGACUAAAAUAGAUACUAUCUUGACCAAAUUUGAGGAGAAAAAGAAUGAAUUCCUAUCGUCUUUCUCCUCUUUCUUCAAUGACAUCCCUGUGGUGUUCCUAAAUCCAAACAAUCAAAUGCACGUGCAGACAUUACUUAACCGGAUGGUUCAUGUACACAAGAUGAGCCACAUACGGAUCCCCACUUCCACCUUAAAUCUCUUUUUAAUUAGAUUCCUUCAGUUGUUUCCUGUCCCUUGGGUGAGGAAAAAGAAAUGUCACUUCAAGUACAUCAGGCAAGUCAAUACCAAUCCAGUUACCUUCCUCGUCUUCACUAACCUGUAUCAAAACAUCCCGAAUAACUAUCUGUCUUUUUUUAAAAAAAAACUAAAGGAUGAGUUUCAUCUGAGAAGUGUUAAUAUUCAGUUCAUAUUUCGCACUACUUGCGAUAAUGCCAACGCCAGGCGGAGUCGGUUCGUGCGUGCCGGGGGGAAGGCCACGUAG
Molecule: messenger RNA, 2244 nt
Organism: Plasmodium inui San Antonio 1
Lineage: Eukaryota; Apicomplexa; Aconoidasida; Haemosporida; Plasmodiidae
Exons: 1
Coding region: 1-2244 (747 amino acids)
Molecular function (GO): GTP binding; GTPase activity
Source: RefSeq, a predicted model, not a curated record